Molecule: messenger RNA, 597 nt
Organism: Rangifer tarandus platyrhynchus (Svalbard reindeer)
Lineage: Eukaryota; Metazoa; Chordata; Mammalia; Artiodactyla; Cervidae
Source: the annotation of a GenBank genome assembly
AUGUACCAGAAUGAGAAUGAGGUGGGUUUGGCCCUCCAUGCGAAGCUGCAGGAGAAGGUUGUGAAACGUGAGGACCUCUUCAUCGUCAGCAAGCUGUGGUGCACGUAUCACAACAAGGACGUGGUGAAAGGAGCCUGCCAGAAGACGCUCAGCGACCUGAAGCUGGACUACCUGGACCUCUACCUCAUCUGCUGGCCCGCGGGCUUCAAGCCUGGGAAAGACUUCCUGUUGGAUGAGGACGGCAACGUGAUUCCCAGUGAGAAAGAUUUCGUGGAUACCUGGACGGCCAUGGAAGAGCUGGUGGACAACGGGCUGGUGAAAACUAUUGGAGUCGCCAAUUUCAACCAUCUCCAUGUGGAGAAGAUCUUAAACAAACUUGGCUUAAAAUACAAGCUGGCGGUUAACCAGAUCGAGUGCCACCCGUACCUCACUCAGGAGAAGUUAAUCCAGUACUGCAACUCCAAAGGCAUUGUGGUGACUGCCCAUAGUCCCCUGGGCUCUCCCGACAGGCCAAGCCCAAGGACCCUUCCAUACUGGAGGACCCGAGGAUCAAAGCGAUUGCAGACAAGCACAGUAAAACCACAGCCCAGGUGCUGA